AUGGAUUGGACGACAAGUAAUUCGGUAGGGGCGUCGGGAGGAAUGGUAAUAUUAUGGAAGAAAGGAUCGUUAGAGCUUAAUCACAGUUUCAUCGGAAGUGGUUUUGUUGGUAUUAAUGUUGUUUGGAAAGGUUCUUGUAUCAAUCUUGUGAACAUUUACGCUCCUUGUAGUGCAAGGCCAAGGAGAGAUCUACGGAGGUCGUUGUUAGAAAGAAGGGGUAGAAGUAUUAACGAGGAAUGGUGCCUUGGCGAUGACUUCAAUGAAGUCACGGGCAGCGUUGAAAGAUUAGGGGAAGGUGGCUACUUUUGUAGGAGAGGAACGGAGGAGUUCAGGGAUUUCAUUGGUCGUAUGGGGGUUGUAGACAUUCCAUGUGUGGGAGGCAAGUACACUUGGUUUAAGAACAACGGUAAAGCUAUAAUUAGACUUGAUAGAUUUUUGGUUUCUAAAAAUUUGAUUGAAGUUUGGGGAGUGAUGGAUCAAAGGAUAGGAAUGGUCGAAGAUGUUGGUUCAAGGAAGGGGGAUUUCGUGUUGUUUGAGAAGCUUCAAAGGUUGAAAGUGCGUCUUAAAGAGUCGACUCGGGAGGUUUUUGGGUGGAUAGAUUUAAAGGUGGACAAAGAGGUGGGAAUUAUCAAUGAGACGGAUGAAAUGUUGGUGGAAAAUUUUGGGGGCGGCAUUGAAGGUUUCGUAGAGACGAGAAGGAAAACUACUAACGAAGUGUGGAAGACGUUAAGCUUGAAAGAGAGUAUGUUAAGGCUUAAGUCUAGGCAAUUGUGGUUGAAGGACGGGGACAAGAGUACUCGGUUUUUCCAUAACUCUCUCAAGAAGAGGUAUCGUAAGAAUGCUAUUUUGGUGUUGGAAGGAAGGGAUGGUAGGGUGGAAGGGGUAGAAGAGGUGAAGGAGGAGGUUAAAAACCACUUUGAGAAUUUCUUCAAAGAAGAAGAUUUUUUUAGGGCGGUGCCGAAGGGCUUGAAUCUUAAUUGCUUGAAUGAAGAGGAUAGAGAGUGGUUGGAAAGGGUGCCUUUGGUAGAAGAGAUAAAGGAGGAGGUAUGGGAUUGUGAUGGUAACAAGAGUCCGGGUCCGGAUGGUUUUACUCUCGCGUUUUUCCAACUUUGUUGGGAAACGAUUAAGGGUGAUAUCGUUAGAUUCGUGAAGGACUUCUUUCAUAAGGCAAGGCUCACUAAAGGUUGUACUUCUUCUUUUUUAGCUUUAAUACCAAAAGUUAAAAAUCCUCAAUCUUUAUCGGAGUUUAGACCAAUUUUUUUAGUGGGGUAUUUGUAUAAGAUACCAGCGAAGCUCUUAGCAAGUAGGUUGAGAAGAGUUAUUGGGAAGUUGGUCUCAAGUAAUCAAACGGCGUUUGUCCCGGGAAGAAAUAUCGCGGAUGGGGUUCUAUUCGUGAAUGAGGUGUUGGACCUAGCCAAAAGAGAAAAACGGAGUUGUGUGGUUUUGAAGGUUGAUUUUGAGAAAGCCUACGAUCGGGUUCUUAUGGAUUUGAUGAGAAAGGCCAUCACUAUUGGUGAUUUCCAUGAUUUCAAGAUAAAUGAUGUGGAGGAGGUUAGUAUGCUCCAAUUCGCGGACGAUAUCAUAAUUAUUGGGGAAGGAGACACCUCUAAUUUGUGGCGCAUGAAAACGAUUCUUAGGGGCUUUGAGAUAAUGUCGGGUUUGAGGAUCAAUUUUCAUAAGAGUAACAUAUAUGGAAUUAACGUAGGAGAAGGGUACCUAGAGGCGGCCUCUACCUUCCUUUUGUGCAAGGUAGAUAGUCUACCGUUUAAAUUUCUCAGAGUUAGGGUGGGUGAUAGUCCGAGGAAGAUUUCCAUGUGGCGGGAGUUGAUUUUGGUUUCGAAGAAUAGAUUGGCGGUGUGGAAAGGUGUUGUUACGUGCAAGGUAGGGGACCGGCGGGAAGUACCGUUUGGGUACGGAUGCUGGGCAGACUCUCAGCCGUUGAUGGUGAUUUUUCCGGAGCUUUAUCGUAAAAGCUUCAUCGUACGUGUGGAAGGUUAA
Vicia villosa (hairy vetch) is the source of this 1998-nucleotide messenger RNA. RefSeq lists its product as uncharacterized. The record is from RefSeq and is a predicted model, not a curated record. Lineage: Eukaryota; Viridiplantae; Streptophyta; Magnoliopsida; Fabales; Fabaceae. The transcript has 4 exons. The coding region runs from base 1 to 1998 and encodes 665 amino acids.